Neoarius graeffei (lesser salmon catfish) is the source of this 826-nucleotide messenger RNA. It is a transcript of the gene dio2, whose product is annotated as iodothyronine deiodinase 2. Lineage: Eukaryota; Metazoa; Chordata; Actinopteri; Siluriformes; Ariidae. Gene Ontology annotation, molecular function: thyroxine 5'-deiodinase activity. The record is from RefSeq and is a predicted model, not a curated record. The transcript has 2 exons.
AUGCGCGUGCUGAGCGCGGACCUGCGGGUUACCCUGCAGAUUCUGCCCGGCUUCUUCUCCAACUGUCUCUUCUUCGUGCUCUACGACUCGGUGGUGCUCGUGAAGCGCGUCGUGUCGCUCGUGAGUCUGUCGUGCGGCGGCGGCGGAGGCGCGUGGCAGCAGCGCAUGCUCACCUCGGCCGGCGUGCGCUCCAUCUGGAACAGCUUUCUACUGGACGCCUAUAAGCAGGUGAAAUUGGGCGAGGCAGCGCCGAACUCAAAAGUGGUGAAGGUUCCCGGGAUUUCUGGCUGCCAGUGGAGCAGCAAGGAUGGAAAGACGACGGAUGAGUGUCGCCUACUGGACUUUGAAUCGUCUGAUCGGCCCUUGGUGGUCAACUUCGGCUCAGCCAGCUGACCCCCAUUUAUAAGCCAGAUGCCGGUUUUCCGGAGACUGGUGGAGAACUUCUCGGACGUGGCAGACUUCUUGCUCGUCUACAUCGACGAGGCUCACCCGUCUGAUGGAUGGGCGGGCCCACCCAUGAAACUUUUCCCCUUCGAGGUGAAGAAACACCGCAGCUUGGAGGAGCGCAUGGUGGCGGCGCAGAGGCUCGUUGAGCAUUUCUCUCUGCCACCUCAGUGCCGGCUCGUGGCUGACUGCAUGGACAACAACACCAACGUGGCGUACGGCGUCGCAUACGAAAGGGUGUGUAUCGUACAGAAGAAUAAAAUCACUUAUUUGGGAGGGAAGGGUCCAUUUUAUUACAGCCUUAAAGAUGUACAGAACUGGCUUGAACAGAGCUAUGGGAAGCGGUAAUCUUUUGGUGAAUGGUGGAUUAGUUUAUUUUUUA